GUUCCCGUAUCUAGUAUGCAGUCAGCGCAUCUUGUUUCCGGGUCCGUUGAAACUCAACUGCCCGAUCUGGCUGUUGUCUCAUUCCAUCCUUUCCUAAGUUGGUACAUCCCACCUCUGUCACACAGCCGACUACGGAUGCUUGGAAGGCCCUGUAUCCUCCGUCCCGUCGGCGGCGCGUCCCCUCCCUUUUCCCUCAGCUCAGCUGGCUUCGUCAGCGCUGCCAGCGUGGAGCUGGCCGGCCGGCCGAGAAGGCGGAAGUGCCCGGAGGGGAGGAGUCGUGCUACCAAGCCCGCGCCCGGCCAUGGAGAGCUCCCUGGAGAAGAUGGUUGACCCUACUUUAGCAGAAAUGGGAAAGAAUCUUAAUGAGGCCAUGAAGAUGUUAGAAGACCCUGAAAGAAAAAUGGAGGAAGAAAAUGAAAACAAAUAUGCAAGGAAGGAUAUUCCUGGACCACUCCAAGGCAGUGGGCAAGAUAUGGUGAGCAUUCUCCAAUUAGUACAGAAUCUCAUGCAUGAAGAGGAGGAAGAAGAAUCAUCACAGUCUUACCGAGUUCAGAAUGUUGGAGAACAGGGUCACAUGGCUUUAUUGGGACAUAGUCUGGCAGCUUAUAUUUCAGUACUGAACAGGGAAAGGCUAAGAAAACUUACAACUAGAAUCCUUUCAGAUACCACUCUGUGGCUUUGCAGACUCUUCAGGUAUGAAAAUGGGUCCGCUUAUUACCAUGAAGAUGAUCGUGAAGGUCUCUUAAAAGUCUGUAGACUUGUUAUUCACUCUUGCUAUGAAGACUAUACAGUAGAAGGAUUCAAUGUGUUAUAUAAUAAGCAGCCUGUUAUAUACAUUAGUUUUGCAGCCAGAACAGGCUUGGGUCAAACUCUCUGCAAUCAGCUUGGGUUGCCGCUUUCAUGCCUGUGCCGCGUGCCUUGUAACACCAUGUUUGGAUCCCAGCAUCAAAUGGAUGUUGCUUUAUUAGACAGAUUGAUUAAAGAUGAUAUUGAAUCUGGAAAGCUGCCACUGUUAUUAGUGGCAAAUGCUGGCACACCAGGAGCAGGUCAUACAGACAAGCUUGGGCGAUUGAAAGAACUUUGUGAGCAGUAUAACAUGUGGCUACAUGUAGAAGGAGUGAAUUUGGCAACUUUGGCUUUAGGUUAUGUCUCCUCUUCAGUACUGGCUGCAACAAAAUGUGACAGCAUGACUCUUACUCUGGGUUCCUGGUUGGGACUCCCAGCAGUACCUGCAGUGACACUCUACAGACAUGAGGAUCCUUCUUUGUCCUUAGCUGCAGGCCUGACAUCCAGUCAGCCAGUAGAGAAACUCCGUGCCCUGCCCUUGUGGCUAUCCUUGCAGUACCUGGGACAUGAUGGGAUUGUUGAGAGAAUAAAGCAUGCAUCUGAGCUGAGUCAGAGGUUGCUGGAAAACUUGAAGAACAUGGAUUUCAUUAAAACUUCGGUUGAAGAUGAAUUUAGCUCUCCUGUAGUGGUAUUCAAGUUUUCCCCGGAACUUCCAAAUAUAGAUCAGAUACAACAUGCUGGAUCAGCAUCUAUAAUUCAACACCCUAUAACCAGCAAUGAGAGACAGAUUUGUGACACCUUCAAUCAAUGGCUAGGUGAACAGUUGGGACAGUUAGUGCCUGCCAGUGGAGUUGAUGUGGUUGAAUUAGAAGAUGAAGGCACAUGUGUACGUUUUAGCCCAUUAAUGACUUCUGCAGUUUUAGGAACUGAAGUACAAGAUGUAGAUCAGUUGGUGGACUGCUUAAAAAUGAAGAUACCAAUACUGAUAUGCACACUGCAGCUAAGAGAAGAAUUUGAGCAAGAAGUGAAAAGAACAGUAGGCUUGUCAUAUAUUGAAGAUUUCAGCUGGCCAGGACUAGGUGUUGUAAGGUAUGAGUAUAAAAGCGAUGGGAAGAAUGAUGACAAACAAGAGAAAGAAGUAGAGAAAAUUAACACUGGACUUUUGAAAAAACUAAAUGAACUGGAAUCAGAUCUCUCUUUUUCUUUGGGGCCAGAAUUUGGAGGGGAGAAGAACUGUGUGUAUAUUGGCAUGGUAACUGAAGAUCUGGAUGUGUCUGAACUGGUGGAAACUAUUGCAGCAACAGGCAGAGAAAUUGAAGAAAAUUCUCGACUGCUGGAAAAUAUGACUGAAGUCGUUAGAAAGGGGAUUCAGGAAGCGCAGGUUCAGCUGCAGAAAGCGAAUGAAGAAAGACUUCUUGAAGAGGGGCUGCUAAGGCAGAUUCCUGUAGUUGGCUCUGUGCUGAACUGGUUUUCUCCAUUUCAUGCCUCACCAAAAGGAAGAACAUUUAACUUAACAGCAGGCUCUCUGGAGUCCACAGAACACACAUAUGUAUCAAAAGCGCAGGGGACUGAGACCACUCCACCCCCCACUCCUACUCCUAUUAAACAAAGACUUCCUGGUCAAAAGCUUUUCAAAAGGUCUUUAAGAAGCUCUGAUGGAUUUAGUGAGACCAGUUCAGUUAGUCAUAUUGAUGACUUGGAAAAGAUGGAGCAACGGUCCCAUUCUGUGUCUACUGUACAAGAGCAAGGGACUGUGGAGACAGAGAAAGCAGAGCAGCAGAAUGACCUAGCACAAGAAACAAAUGAAGCAACUGAAGAUCUGCAAAGUGACAAAUCCCAGAAAUUGGAAAAUGACUGCACUAAAGUAGAGGAACAAGAAAAUCUAAGAUAAAAUCCAGAUUUUGCUAAUUAAGACUUUGUAUAAUAAUCACAUUCCCUGUAUGGCAGGGAAGUUUAUGAUGUAUUCAAAAUGUGAACAGUGCCACAAGUUUGUACAGUAACUACUACUGUAAUUCACAAUUAACAGGGAUUUUGCACAAAAACAAAGCUUUUUCCCCUAGGGGAUGUGAACUUGUUUUAUUGUACACUUAUUAGAACUGUUUUAAUCCUAUAUACAUUAAUAUCUCCAAAGAUGCCUGAUUUAUUUUAAUGGCUUAUAAACAGUUGCCCAAAGGAAUUUUUUUGGCAAAGUGGUGAGUUAUUGUGUGAAUCCAGGUGGCAUUAUAGUGCUUACUGAGUUCAUCAGACAUUUGAGUCAAGGUUAAGCAUGCAGCUGGUGAUAUUUGUAAAGUGAUCCUAAUUUAAAAAUAUUCAAUAAACCUGCCAUUACUCAUCUUUAUAUUUUAAAUCAGCUUAAUUUUUACAAAAAAAGCACAACAAUCCAGGUAGUCAUGCUGUCUGUGCUGCACUUCAUCUCAUUGCUUUUUUUAAUCUCUUAUGUUCAUUAGAAAUCCAUUGCUUUUAACUAAAAGGGUCAUCAAGCAGUUGUGAUGCAAUGAGUGACAGAGAGGUAUCUGUGUGUAUAAUAUGAAAAUGUAAAUACUACUUUGCCAAUCAUUUUUUCUUGCUGUUAUAUGAAUUAGUCCACUCAGUUAAGCUUCUUAAUCUUACAGGGCUUGCAAGCAUUCACCCUUUUAGAAAGCAAUAGUGCCUCUGCAUGACUGUCAUUUCUUGCCUCUAUAACUGGCAAGAAGCUUUGAUAACGAUCCAUCCUUGUUUACGGCUACACUCCCGCUAUAACCAGCUCCUAUGAAUAUGACUGGAAUCUUUUUGGUUAUGUAUUUUUAGAUACUUGUUAGUAAAUCUUGAAAAUUUU
Messenger RNA from Pelodiscus sinensis (Chinese soft-shelled turtle), 3601 nucleotides. RefSeq names its product pyridoxal dependent decarboxylase domain containing 1 (gene PDXDC1). The record is from RefSeq and is a predicted model, not a curated record. Gene Ontology annotation, molecular function: carbon-carbon lyase activity; pyridoxal phosphate binding. Gene Ontology annotation, cellular component: intracellular membrane-bounded organelle. Gene Ontology annotation, biological process: carboxylic acid metabolic process. NCBI's taxonomy places the organism in Eukaryota, Metazoa, Chordata, Testudines, Trionychidae.